AAGGGAAGCCGGGCCUUUCUUCUUCCCUUCCUUCCCUUCGCAGAGGCGGAGUCUCUUCAAUCAGCCGCAGAAGCAACAGCAGCAGCACAUCCGGAUUAAGCGUAAGGAGCCUCUCCUGAUCUGCCAACAGAGAAAGGGGGAGAUACGCCCCCCCCCCGUUUGCAACAUAGUACGUUCCAGGCUCCGAACUCUCCCCUCGCAGGUGGAUCGGAGUUUGUCAAAAUCAACUGUUCCUGGAGAAGGGGAAUAACUUCAGGCUUCUAGGCAGACAAGCUGCAGAAGUUUGGAUUGAUUUUGCUGUUUACAAGAUUUCCUCCCUGAAUAAAUGAGAGUCAAAUUGCUCAACUUAGGCCUGUUACAGACAGCCAAAAUAAAGCUGCUUCGAGUCACAGUGGAGGUGCUGGUGAGCCUCUGAAAAGACUUCAGCCAUGGAGCAGUGGGUGUACCUGGACCCACGUCAGAGGGCCUUGUAUCGAGAUGUCAUGCAGGAGAGCUACGAGACAAUAAUGUCAAUUGCUGCUGAUAAAUUGCUGAACAGUAGUAACAAUGAGGAGGAUGAGGAUGAUGAGGAUGAAGAGGAAGAAGAUGAAGACUCAGAGGAGCUGCGACCAGGCACAUCUCAAAGCUCCCCCAGGCGGGUCCAGGCCUUGCCUCACCAGGUCACACCUCAGCUGCAGAAAAUCAUCCCAGUGGUGAAGAAGGACAAGGCCACCCAGCGUGGCCAUGCUCUGAAGAAAAGCCUAGAGAGCCGCUGCUCAGAUUGUACAAGGACCCUACACACUGCCAGUAGGGGCCGCCAGCGGAGCGAAGCUAAUGCUGCCCGGGAGAAACCUUUUCAGUGCACGGACUGUGGGAAGAGCUUCAUUUGGAGCUCACACCUGGAGCGCCACCGGAGGAUGCACACUGGGGAGAAGCCCUUCAAAUGCCUCAACUGUGGGGAGGCCUACAGCCAGAACUUCCACCUCCUCCAGCACCGCUGCUCCCAGUUGAUAGAGAAGCCCUUCAAGUGUGCUGAGUGUGGGAAGCGCUUUGCCCAGAGCUCUGCCUUGGAGAACCACCAGAAAGGCCACACAGCCAUUAAGCGCCAUAAGUGCACCGACUGUGGAAAGUGUUUCAUUUGGGCUUCCCACUUGGAGAGACACCGGCGAGUUCAUACGGGUGAACGGCCCUUCAAGUGUCCCGAAUGUGGUGAGACCUAUAGCCAGAGUGCCCACCUGGCCAAGCACAGGCGGAACCACAUGGGCGAGCGGCCUUACAACUGCCCAGCCUGUUGGCGAAGCUUCGCUCUGAUCUCAGAGCUGGAGGAGCAUAAGAAAACCCACCUGGGCUGUGAGGACUGUGGGAAGGUCUUCCGGAGCCGUCAAACACUGAUGCGGCACCAGCGGGGGCACCGACGAGAGCGUACCCACCUAUGUGAGGAGUGUGGGAAGGGGUUCGUGUGGGCCUCUCACCUGGAACGCCACCGCCGGGUGCAUACUGGGGAGCGUCCCUUUCCCUGUCCCACUUGCGGGGAGAAGUUUGCCCAAAAGGUCCACCUCCUCCAACACAACAAGACGCACUCGCAUACGCGGCCCUACAAGUGUGGGGACUGUGACAAACGCUUUGGGGACAGCUCGGCAUUCCUAGCCCACCAGCGGGGCCAUGCCAUGGAGAAGAACCACAAGUGCCAGUACUGUGGAAAGAGCUUUGCCUGGAGCUCCCACCUGGAGAGGCACCUGAGGAUCCACACAGGGGAGAAGCCCUACAAAUGCCCUGACUGUCCUGAGCACUUUAGCCAGACCUCCCAACUCUUCAAGCAUCAGCGCAGCCAUCUGGGCAAGAAGCCCUAUAAGUGCAACGAGUGCGGGCGCAGCUUUAGCACCACCCUGGAGGUCAUCAUCCACCAGCGGACCCACUUUGGGACCAAGGCCUAUCGCUGCUCCAACUGUGGGAAGGGCUUCACUCGCCGGGCCAAUCUGAUCAAACAUCAGAGGAGCCACAUGAAGGAGAGCCCCUGAAGAACUGUGGCGCUGGGCCUAUGGGGAGUGUAGAGGGCACCUGGCUUCUCCUCGACCAAACAAUCUAGACGCCCCAACAAGAGAGCCCUUCUUCUGUAUGUUCUGAUUAUGGGGAGACUCCUGUGUUUCAUCUUGCUCUUGUGGCAGCACCAGAGUAACUUGCAGACAGUCGAGGAAUAUUUUGGAAACAAGAAAACGCAUAGUUAACCAACAGGGAGCUCAUUGAAAAUGCCUUGAUGGAGUGGUGCAGCUGACAUCAGCCUUUUUCUUCUUUCCAUUUUCUGUUUUUUCUGUUUUGGAUAGAAGACCAAUCAAGGUUCUUGGUUUUUGGUUUUUUUAAAAAAAGUAACCAUGUCCUUUGUGGAAUUGACCCAGAUACAGAAUCUGCCUGGAUGUCUGAUUAGCAAUUUGUUUGACACUGUAUAUAGAAAUAUACCCCAGUUUUGGGAAAACAAAGAAGCUUUACUGGCUGUUCAUCCCUAUAUUACAGAUCAGAAAUCUUGCCUAAGAUAGACCAACUCCCUUCUCAUACCCCCUUUAUAAUUUUGAACUUUGGAUAACAAAAGCUUUAACAAAUGCCACGGACUGACCUCCAGACCUUAAAUGCCUGACAGGCAGAUUGAGACUUUACUAGAUACUAGAGAAUCCAUGUGGGGGUGGAAAAAUGAAAUUUCGGCAAGCCUCUUGAAUGCAGAGAUCAUUCUUUAUGGACUUACUUAGCUCUAAGAAUUAUAAUGAAUGGUGGCCCCAUGACAAAUGUUCUUGUGAGGCUGGCCAGUAAUGCUUGGAGAGCAUUACAUGAUACAUUAAUACACGAUUGUCCAGGUUGUCUUCAUGUAAAAUGACAGCAUAUACGAACAGUGUGGCUUCCCGAAUAGCGAAGCCCCAGUUAGUUUCCUAUCAUUCUUGGAGUCCCAACUACUCCCCACUCCGGCUUACCAAGAAGACUUCCAAAGCCAGAAAUUCCUGGAGACUUUUUUUUACCAUGAACUGAAAAACAAAAACAGAAUUGGUGGCGAUAUUUGACUGCUCCCCAGUGUGCAGACUGGGAGAUGAGCGAGUAUGGAGCUUAGGUGCCACUGUUUAACUGUGAGGGCCUGUUUCUGGUGCUUUUAUUCCUUAAAGCUUUUGGUGUUUUGUCACAGGGGUGAAAAGGUGUGUAGGAGAAAAAGCUAGUGUGGGUUGGAUGAAGCAAAAGGGCUGAGCGAGGGAAGAAGAUGCCAAAGGUUGAAUGCCACAUACUGAGGGACAAAAACCCAUGAGAAGCUAAAGGGGAACUGAGCUUUGAUAAAUAAGAAAAUGCUGAGUGUUGUUUGGUAAUUGGAUAUUUAUCAGGAUUUGAAUCCAGAGCCACUAGCCUCUCUUUGUAUGUUAGGCAAUCAAGCCCAUUAACAGUCUAUAUACCCCACCCCUCUUUAGAUUUAUAAGUGACUAGAUCACAUUUCCAAGAGUCUGGGCCUUCCUGGAAUAAGUAUUGUGUUUUUAAAAAAAGAAAUGUGGAGGGGGAGAGAAAGAGAGACACUCGGAUCUAACAGGAAAAAAAGGUCACAUAUUUGAUUGUCUGGGAGAGAUCAAAACUCACAAAGAAGCCUUGCUUUGGUUGGAAAACAAACUUAGAAAUGUAAUGAAUACUGGGUAGAAGGCUGUCCCGCUGGGAAGAAAAUAUGGAAACCAGCAUCUUGUCAUGCAGGAUUAAUGCAUGAUCCACUAAACAACUCCACUGAGGGUGUGAGUGUACAUGGAAGGCUAUGGGAGAGAAGAUGGAAAGGCUUUGCUGAAAAUCUGGGGCAGCCCCACAGUGGAGUUGGGAGGUCUUGUUUGGGAGGACAAGUGAGGUAUUACUACUGAUUGAGGCUGAGAACAGUGGGAUACUCUCUCAGCUUAGGGGAACCUUACCUGCUUUAUGGCAGGGGAAGGUGGUCACUAGAAAUUCUGCCCUUAAGUUCUUUUGGGCUGUAGAGGAUGUCUAGAUUGCCAAGACUAGGGUCCAAAACACAUUGCAGAAACCAUCCAGUUUGAGACCGCUUUAUCUGCCCUGGCUCAGUGCUGGGGAAUCCUAGGAACUGUAGUUCAUUGUGGCACCAGAGCUCUCUGACAGAAAAGGCUAAAUGUCUUGCAAAACUAUAGUUCCCAGGAUACCUUAGCAUUGAACCAGGGCAGAUAAAGCGGUCUCAAACUGGAUGAUUUCUGCAGUGUUUUGGGCCUAUGGGACUUAGGAAGUGAGGACCUCUGCAGCCUGGGAAGGUUAUAUUUUUUUAACCAGCAUGGCUGCUGACCAUGAGUUGUCAACCAAAACAGUAACUUGACCAAGCUUUGUGAGAUACUGUGGCGGGCAGUGGCCUUUCCCCUCACUGCUGAGGGAAGUUGUUGUCUCACCGUAUGGCUAUGCCGCCUUCCAAUACUGCUCUCCCACCACCUACCUCAGAGGAUAGGCUAAAAAAGUCCAUCUCUCACCCCUUUCCUGACAUUUUUGCAGCAGAGAGACCUGCCAAGGAAUGGCAGCCUUGCCUGGCAGCAGGAGGGUGGUCUUGGCAAUGGCGCUGCUGCAAAAUUUGCUGUGCCAGUAGUGCACCAAUGCUGUUGAGAACCACAGGUUCCUCUGGACACAGCAAGGAAGUGGAGUACUGUGGAGGGGAGGCCUCACCACCCAGAGCGAGCUCCUUGGCUUCUAUUACUGUAUCCUGGUCCCUUUUAUCGUUGUAUCAGCCUGUCCCUCCCAGCCAGCUCUUUUGCUGUUGUGCCCCAUUUCUGUCAGAGGUUUAUUUAUGGUACUUUAUUUUUGGGGGGGGGGGGCAGAAUCUUGGCUGCAGUGUGCUCCUGUUGAUUUUCCUCCUCCUCCCCAACUUUCUUUCCUCUUUUCAUUUUCAUCCAAAGGAAGCAAGUGUCUUUUUUGUUAUUGUUGUUGUUGUUUAGGUCCCUCUCCUUCCCCUCUUCUCAACUGACAUAUAGAGGAAUAAAAAUAAAAAUAAAUUCUAAGCUCUGAUUUCUGUGUUGUUGGUUAGGAGUAAUAAAGUUUUAAAAUAUAG
This is a messenger RNA of Sceloporus undulatus (fence lizard), 5023 nucleotides long. Its product is annotated as zinc finger protein CKR1-like. Gene Ontology annotation, biological process: regulation of transcription by RNA polymerase II. Bases 429 to 1997 code for a protein of 522 amino acids. Gene Ontology annotation, cellular component: nucleus. The transcript has 5 exons. The record is from RefSeq and is a predicted model, not a curated record. Lineage: Eukaryota; Metazoa; Chordata; Lepidosauria; Squamata; Phrynosomatidae. Gene Ontology annotation, molecular function: RNA polymerase II cis-regulatory region sequence-specific DNA binding; DNA-binding transcription activator activity, RNA polymerase II-specific.